AUGACCCGCCGGGACUGGCACAAACACAACAUGCGAAUAGCGACCUGGAACAUCAAUGGGCUACGCGCCCGAUUAGACUUCAUGAAGCUCUGGCUUGCAGACCGAAAACCCAAUGUCGUCGGCUUGCAGGAGCUGAAGACACCCACAGAAGACUUUCCGCAUGAGGAAUUCGAAGCGCUCGGAUACAAGGCCCUUGUACACGGGCAGAAGAGUUGGAAUGGCGUAGCCAUUCUGACAAAUGUAGACGCAGAAUUACGCCAGGUCGGGCUGCCAGGCCAGGAGGACUGGGGCGCACGUUUGAUUACGGCAGAGAUUGACGGCGGGAUUGAAUUCACCACGGUCUAUUGCCCCAAUGGCAAGUCGCUGCAACAUGACGACUAUGCAAACAAACUGGCCUGGUAUGACAGCCUGGUUGCACACUGGUCUGCGGGCGAUCACCCCAAGCGUGUUCUAUGCGGAGAUUUCAACAUUGUGCCAACCGCACUUGACGGCUGGCGUGGUGAGGCCGGCGCAGGUACCAUUUUUUACACAGAGGAUGAGCGCAAACGUUUUGCGGCUGUCAUGGAUACCGGUCUGACCGACCUCUAUCGCCAUCUUUAUCCUGAAGAACAGGCCUUUUCAUGGUGGGACUAUCGAGGGGGCGCAUUCCACCGUAAACACGGUCUGCGCAUCGAUUUUCUGCUCGGCACUCAAGCAGCAGUGGCAGCUACCCGGGAAGUGGUCAUAGAUCGAGAUUAUCGCAAAAAGCUUGAUGGCCUUACCGCCUCCGAUCACGCUCCUGUAUAUGCCGAUCUGCACAGCUGA
This is a messenger RNA of Symbiodinium necroappetens, 804 nucleotides long. The record is from the annotation of a GenBank genome assembly. Lineage: Eukaryota; Dinophyceae; Suessiales; Symbiodiniaceae.